This is a messenger RNA of Uranotaenia lowii, 1655 nucleotides long. RefSeq lists its product as uncharacterized. Lineage: Eukaryota; Metazoa; Arthropoda; Insecta; Diptera; Culicidae. The coding region runs from base 168 to 1499 and encodes 443 amino acids. The transcript has 2 exons. The record is from RefSeq and is a predicted model, not a curated record.
UUUCAGUAUGUGUGAGCAAACAGGGCAGUUCGGUGUGUUUUGCAAAGUUCACUCAAUGAUAAGCUUCCUAUUAAUCUAUUAAAAGUCUCUAGAAUCAUCCGUCCGUUUGAUGCGAGUUCAUUCAUUGCUAGCAGGUCGAAAAGAGCGGUCACAGAACAUUUGCAAAAAUGACCGACGCGAAGAAACUGGAGUUUCUCAAAACCAUUCUUCCGGGAAGAAUUUUGCAAAACAUAAAUCUACCCGACGAUCAAGUGGUCAGUGUAAAUGUAACUACUCCGGAACACCUGGACGGAUUUAUGUCCACCAUUCAUCGGUUGCUUUUUACGGCUAAAAACAAACAAAGCGGCAAAACAACCGAUUACAAUUUGAUGGUGAAGGUUAUCAAAGGGGAUGAUUCAUUCCGGACGUCGUCGAGGGCGACAGUUCAGUUUAAUAACGAACGAAUCUUGUAUACAAGGGUGGUGCCACGUUUCAAACAACUUUUGCAAGAACAUAAGAGUGCGGUAGAUGCCGAUGAAUGGUGCCCGAGGGUUUUGUAUGGUGUUUCAGGGAAAUUCCCCGAGUACAGCGACCAGCAGGAAACUAUACUGGUUAUGGAAAACAUGACACUGGAUGGGUUCAAAGCUGGUCCGAGGAAUGACCUUGACGAAGCCCAUCUGAUAUUGAUGGCCAAAAAAAUCGCCCAAUUCCAUGCAUGCUCAUAUGCAAUGAAAAUAAUCAACAAGUCAGAGUACGACAAAUUGGUAGAUGAGUUGAUUCCGCUUAACUUCGUCACGAAAGAAGAAGUAUUUGAAUCCUACGCUCUUCUGUUCAAACUUGGUGUAGGACGUGUUGUUGAGUACGUCGAAGAUCAUCCAAACGUGCUAGAUAGCGAGUCAUUCAAAAAAGAUUUCGUUGCUUUCAAAACCAAAUACGGUACCGAACCAAUCCAUUUGAUGCAGAAAUUUAUGAAAAAAGAUGACUACACGAUCAUUCUCCAUGGUGAUUACAACCGUAAUAAUGUGCUUUUCAAGUAUGACGACCAAGACAAACCGAUCGAUGUUCGAAUGUUUGAUUUCCAAGAGCAUCGAAUGGGUUCGCCGGCAAUUGAUCUAGCAUUUUUCAUGUGCAUGAGCAUGCCUACCGGUCUGAGAGAACGCUUCUGGGAUCCACUUCUUAAGCAUUAUCACGACAGCCUAAUGGAAACUUUAACCGACAUUCUGAAAUGUUCCACGGAUGAUCCUCGCCUCAAACCCUACACCUACAAAAAUUUCAUCAAACACUUGGACUACAACAGCCUGUACGGUGGAAUGGUUGCGAUGCAUUUCCUGCCCUGGAUGCUGGCCCCGGAUGAGGAAUGCGCUCAGCUGGCGCACCAUUUUGCCACCGAUAUGUACUCCAAGGAAAUGAAACACUGGACCAAAGUUAGCGGAGGAGAGCCGGUCGAUUUGCGGUUGAUUGAAAUCCUGCGAUAUCUAAGCAAGCGGGGAAGCUUUGCAAUUGUUCACGCUGACGAUUAAUCUAUCCAGUUAAGUUUGAAGUCACUUUUCAACGUCACUACCAGUUGCUACAGGGAUGUAUAUUUAGUGUUUUGUGUUUGUUUACUUUUUAGCAAUCACUUCAAAUGUGUUUUAAAAGUUUAAACAAAAAUAUAGUCAAUCAUGAAGCCUUUGAAA